AUGGAGGACGGAGGCGGCGGCGGUUGUCAAAGGCGGUCUCAGGCCGGGGGCUCGACGCCCGGCUCCGGUGACGACAAACUGACGGGGCCCUGGAGCAAAGACAAGAAGGACCCUAACGCCCCCGCGGCGGACAAGGAGCAGGAGCUGUCUGAAGAAGACAAACAACUACAAGAUGAGCUGGAAAUGCUUGUGGAACGCUUGGGAGAGCAAGACACGGCUCUUUAUCGCCCUGCCCUGGAGGAACUUCGCAGGCAGAUACGCUCUUCCACAACCUCCAUGACUUCUGUACCCAAGCCCUUGAAGUUUCUGCGGCCACAUUACGGCAAAUUGAAAGAGAUCUACGAAAACAUGGCCGCAGGGGAAAACAAGCGUUUUGCUGCUGACAUUAUAUCUGUUCUGGCCAUGACAAUGAGCGGAGAGCGAGAGUGCCUGAAAUAUCGGUUGGUGGGAUCUCAGGAACCCUUAGCUUCGUGGGGACAUGAGUACGUCAGGCAUCUAGCAGGCGAAGUCGCCAAGGAGUGGCAGGAAAUUGACGAGGCAGACAAGACCCAGAAGGACACACUUCUAACUCUGGUAAAGGAGAUUGUGCCCUACAACAUGGCCCAUAAUGCUGAGCACGAGGCCUGUGAUUUGCUGAUGGAAAUUGAGCAGAUGGAUAUGCUGGAGGAAUAUAUUGACGACAAUGCCUAUGCCAAAGUUUGUCUCUACCUGACCAGCUGUGUGAGCUAUGUCCCCGAGCCAGAGAAUUCUGCCCUUCUUCGUUGUGCCCUUAGCAUCUUCCGCAAGUUCAAUCGCUACCCUGAAGCCCUCCGUUUGGCCCUCAUGCUGAAUGACAUGGAACUGGCCGAAAACAUCUUCAUUUCCUGCAAAGAUGUAGUGGUUCAGAAGCAAAUGGCCUUCAUGCUGGGCCGCCACGGCGUCUUUCUGGAGCUAAGUGAGGAUGUUGAAGAAUAUGAGGAUCUUACGGAGAUCAUGUCUAACGUCCAGCUCAACAGUAAUUUUCUGGCCUUGGCCAGGGAACUGGAUAUCAUGGAGCCCAAGGUGCCAGAUGACAUUUACAAAACACAUCUAGAAAAUAAUCGGUUUGGCGGUAGUGGUUCGCAAGUGGAUUCAGCUCGCAUGAAUUUGGCUUCCUCCUUUGUGAACGGUUUUGUGAAUGCUGCUUUCGGCCAGGACAAGCUGCUGACCGACGAUGGCAACAAGUGGCUCUACAAAAACAAGGACCAUGGGAUGCUGAGUGCUGCCGCCUCAUUGGGGAUGAUCCUCCUGUGGGAUGUGGAUGGAGGCCUCACCCAGAUUGACAAGUAUCUGUAUUCCUCAGAAGACUACAUCAAAUCAGGGGCUCUUCUGGCUUGUGGCAUCGUGAACUCUGGCGUGAGGAACGAAUGCGACCCAGCCCUUGCGCUGCUCUCAGACUACAUCCUUCACAACAGCAACACCAUGCGCAUUGGUGCCAUCUUUGGGCUGGGACUGGCCUACGCAGGAUCCAACCGAGAAGAUGUCCUGACCUUGCUGCUUCCUGUUAUGGGGGAUUCCAAAUCCAGCAUGGAGGUGGCUGGUGUGACAGCCCUGGCUUGCGGAAUCAUCGCAGUGGGUUCCUGCAACGGAGAUGUGACCUCCACCAUCCUCCAAACUAUAAUGGAGAAGUCCGAGACAGAGCUGAAGGACACCUACGCCAGAUGGCUGCCUCUUGGCCUGGGCCUGAACCAUUUGGGAAAAGGUGAGGCCAUUGAAGCAAUCCUGGCUGCCCUGCAGGUUGUGUCUGAGCCUUUCCGUAGCUUUGCCAACACCCUCGUGGACAUCUGCGCCUACGCAGGAUCUGGGAAUGUGUUGAAGGUUCAGCAGCUUCUUCAUAUCUGCAGUGAGCAUUUUGAUUCCAAAGAGAAGGAGGAGGAAAAAGAGAAGAAGGAGAAGAAGGACAAAGAGAAGAAAGAUAAUUCGGCUGACAUGGGAGCUCACCAGGGUGUGGCGGUGCUGGGCAUUGCGCUCAUUGCUAUGGGUGAGGAGAUCGGGGCAGAGAUGGCUCUACGUACCUUUGGUCACCUGCUACGAUACGGGGAACCGACUCUCCGACGAGCUGUUCCAUUAGCUCUGGCUCUCAUCUCUGUGUCCAACCCUCGCCUCAACAUCCUUGACACGCUCAGCAAGUUUUCCCACGAUGCCGACCCCGAGGUGUCGUACAACUCUAUCUUCGCCAUGGGCAUGGUGGGCAGCGGUACCAACAACGCUCGCCUGGCUGCAAUGCUGAGACAGCUGGCACAAUAUCACGCCAAGGAUCCCAAUAACCUUUUCAUGGUGCGAUUGGCUCAGGGUCUGACCCACCUUGGAAAAGGAACCCUCACCCUCUGUCCUUACCACAGUGACCGGCAGCUCAUGAGCCAGGUUGCUGUGGCCGGCCUCUUGACCGUGCUGGUCUCUUUCCUGGAUGUGCGUAACAUCAUCCUUGGGAAGUCCCACUACGUACUCUAUGGCCUUGUGGCUGCCAUGCAGCCACGCAUGCUUGUGACUUUUGACGAGGAGCUGCGCCCACUGCCAGUGUCGGUCAGAGUGGGGCAGGCAGUGGACGUGGUGGGUCAAGCUGGGAAGCCAAAGACGAUCACCGGCUUCCAGACUCACACCACCCCAGUGCUGCUGGCACACGGCGAGCGGGCAGAGCUGGCCACCGAAGAGCACAUACCUGUCACGCCUAUCCUGGAAGGCUUCGUAAUCCUGCGCAAGAACCCCAACUAUGAUGUCUGAGUUGCCUGGGGGUUGGGAUGCGGGUUGGCAGGAUGGACUGUUCUCUCUCUCUCUCUUUUUUUUUUUUGUUACAUAAAUUGUUUGUCAAAGGAAAAUAAACUGUCUUCAAAA
Messenger RNA from Pseudonaja textilis, 2850 nucleotides. It is a transcript of the gene PSMD2, whose product is annotated as proteasome 26S subunit ubiquitin receptor, non-ATPase 2. Lineage: Eukaryota; Metazoa; Chordata; Lepidosauria; Squamata; Elapidae. Gene Ontology annotation, cellular component: proteasome complex; nucleus; proteasome storage granule. The record is from RefSeq and is a predicted model, not a curated record. Gene Ontology annotation, molecular function: enzyme regulator activity. Gene Ontology annotation, biological process: regulation of protein catabolic process; proteasome-mediated ubiquitin-dependent protein catabolic process.